ACGAAGAUCCCGAAAGUCUCAGUACGGCAGUGGAAGUGCUCAAGGACGUGGAAGUCCCGGUGAAACAACAGACGCCAUCCGAGGAGGGCGACAAGGAGGACCGCGAAAUAGAGACGAGCAAGCUAUUGGUGGUCGUUGACGAGAGUUCUCUCAAAUAUCUUGAACAAUACCAGGCUACAAAGGGUGAUCAGGACGAGGCUGAACGUCAAUCCCGGAUCGAGACGGCCCGCAGAAAUCUUGCGUCUGUUCUUCAUGAUCUAGCUCAUCCUACUGUUCCCAGUCAGAAGGAAGACGCUUCGGCCGUUGAUCGUGAGGGCGAUACAGCGAUGCAGGAUGCUGAUGCCAAAAAAGAAGGCGAGGCUGCGGAAGUCGUUACGAUACCAAUCGCGGCUGAGGAUGAACUCGCGGAUAUCCCUCCUGAGAUGCGGGAAAGUGUUGCGAAGGAAAUUGCGGCCUUCCGGGAGCGGAGUAACCGUCGGGAUAUGGAGCGCCUGAAGAGAGAGGAGGAGAUAGAAUCCAUGGAAAGAGCAAGGAAUGCGUCCGGUUCGCGCAUCAACCGACUGGCAUCUCCACCGCCCACGGCGCCUAGCGGGCCUGCCGCAGGAGCCAACGGUGUCCCUCUUGGACCUCGCGCGGGACCUAUGGGAGCUGGCGUGCAAAUUCCCAAGGACUACCAGAAAGGGGUUAGUUUUGUUAACGGAUAUGGCAUCUCCCUUGACCAGGAAGACGAGGAUACCGAUGCCAGUGAUGAAGAACUUGAGCGGCGGCGACAAGAAAAGAGGGCGGCAGAAUUGGAGAAGCAAUAUCUGGACCAGGAGCGCCGAUGGUUGAACCGUGAACGGAGCCGGACGGCCGCGCUGGAACGAGAGAGGAAUCGCGACAAAGAAGAAGAGCGGAAAGCGGAGGAGGCGAGGGAAGCGAUGGCUAAACGGUUGCGGGAAUGGAACGACGAUGUCGAGGCCAGUCGCAAGGUAGAGGAAUAUUAUGCGGAUCGCGGUGCCUGGAUUCGAAGUCGGGCUGCCUUCCGAAGUCGAGAAAUCAAAAUGGAUGAAGCUGAUCGUGCCGCGGAGGAGCGGGAGAAGGCACGAUCCGCGCAACAACGAGAGCAGGCCCGUGGAAUGGCGGACGACUUCCUGGCUCGACAAGCAGAGGAACUCGAAUCGCGGAACCAGGCGCCUCGGGAGCCUCAGCGUUUCAAGCUGUCACUCGGCGCAGCCGCGCAGCAGAAGGCGCAGGCUGCGUCGACCCGUCGCACUGUGGCCGAAGUCGAAGGGUUGCUGGAAGACGAGGAGGAACCAGAGACGACGACAAAGCGCCCUCUUGUGCCGAUCAAGUUCGAUUCUGCGGCGGAAGCAGCUGGACUGUCGGACGAGGAGCGGGCGCAGGCGGCGCGACAGCUGGCGGCGGAGAUUCCGACGGACAAGGAAGGGCUGUGGAAAUGGGACGUCAAGUGGGAAUUUGUGGACGAGUCGGUGCUGGGGGAGCAGCUCAAACCGUUUGUCGAGAAGAAGAUCAUGGAGUAUCUGGGUGUGCAGGAGCAGAUGCUGGUGGACGUGGUGGAGGAGCAUGUUCGGAAUCACGGACAUCCUCAAGAGCUGGUCGAGCAGUUAGAAGAGGCUCUCGACGAAGAGGCAGAAGUGCUGGUGAAGAAAUUGUGGCGGAUGAUCAUCUUCUUCUCGGAAAGCGAAAAGCGAGGUCUCUCUGCAUGA
Molecule: messenger RNA, 1709 nt
Organism: Rasamsonia emersonii CBS 393.64
Lineage: Eukaryota; Fungi; Ascomycota; Eurotiomycetes; Eurotiales; Trichocomaceae
Exons: 3
Biological process (GO): mRNA processing
Cellular component (GO): spliceosomal complex
Molecular function (GO): mRNA binding
Source: RefSeq, a predicted model, not a curated record